UGGUGAUUUGAAUUAUUUUUAAGGACUUUAUGAUUUUUAUUUAUUUUUAUCUUAUUAUUAUAUUUAAUUUUCGAAAGCUUCUUUUAAAUGCCUACUUAAUAUAUUUUCUCUUUAUAAUUUAUCUUAAAUUUAAUGAGUAAGUGUAAUAAUUUCUAUUUAUUUUUAAUUUAUAUCUUCAUUUUUUGUAAAUAUUUCUUUUUUAAUUCUUCAAUCUCUCUAUUUUAUAUAUUUUCUUUUGUUUUUUUCAUUUUUUGUAAAGUUUCAAUUUAUUUUUUUAAUAAAUUUAUUUUUUCUUUAUUUUCCUUUAAAUUUUUCUCCUCUUCGUUUUUUUAAAAUAUAUCGAUUUUAAGAUCUUUUGCUUCUUCUAUUUUUUUUUUUAAUUCUUAGUUUAUUAACUAUUUUUUUUUGUUAAUUUCAUUUAUUUAAUUCGCUAUUUCUUCCCUUUUUUUUUAACCUUCAUGGUUUUUUUAAACUAAUAGAUUUAUUUCUUUCCUCAAAUUAAAUAUUUCUUUGCUUUAUUAUUCAUCUUCGUUUGCAUUCUGAAGUCUUUUGGCCUAUUUUUGGUUAUCUAAUUGUACACUUUUGAUUUCUUUUUUGUUUUUUCAAUUAAAUUUUUCGUGGCUUUUAUUUUUCUUUCGACUUCUUCUAUAUAUUGAGGGUUUUAAAUUAAAUUUAAUCUAUCUUAUAAUUUAUUUAAUUCGAUUUAAUAUUAUUUGAUUUGCUUUUGAUUAUUUUCUUAUUCCGAGUAUUUAUUUUCUUAUAUUUUAUCUUUUAAA
Messenger RNA from Ichthyophthirius multifiliis, 776 nucleotides. RefSeq lists its product as hypothetical. The record is from RefSeq and is a predicted model, not a curated record. The transcript has a single exon. NCBI's taxonomy places the organism in Eukaryota, Ciliophora, Oligohymenophorea, Hymenostomatida.